CUGCGGAGCACGGGCAGCGCCUCCGGCGUGUCGGGGGCCGUGGGGGCCGAGCCCCUGCAGAACGGGAGCCGGUCCCGGCAGCAGUCCUCGUCCUCUAGGGAGAGCCCUGUCCCGAAGGUGAGGGCGAUCCAGAGGCAGCAAACGCAGCAGGUUCAGUCACCUGUGGACUCUGCCACAAUGUCACCAGUGGAAAGGACAGCUGCAUGGGUUCUCAAUAAUGGACAGUAUGAAGAAGUAGAGGAGGAUGCAGAGCAGAAUCCAGAUGAAGUCAAGCAUGCCGAGAAGUAUGAGCAAGAGAUAGCGAAGCUGAAGGAGCGGCUGAAGGUGUCGAGUCGCCGACUGGAGGAGUACGAGCGGCGGCUCCUCGUGCAGGAGCAGCAAAUGCAGAAGCUGCUGAUGGAGUACAAGUCGAGGCUGGAAGACAGUGAGGAGAGACUGCGCAGGCAGCAGGAGGAGAAGGACAGCCAGAUGAAAAGUAUCAUCAGCAGACUCAUGGCAGUUGAAGAGGAGCUGAAGAAGGAUCAUGCAGAGAUGCAAGCUGUCAUCGAUGCAAAGCAGAAAAUUAUUGAUGCGCAGGAGAAGCGGAUCGUGUCCCUGGACUCGGCCAACACGCGGCUGAUGAGUGCCCUGACGCAGGUGAAGGAGCGCUACAGCAUGCAGGUCCGCAAUGGCAUCUCCCCCACCAACCCCACCAAGCUUUCCAUCACGGAGAAUGGUGAAUUCAAAAACAGCAGCUGCUAA
Molecule: messenger RNA, 741 nt
Organism: Merops nubicus (carmine bee-eater)
Lineage: Eukaryota; Metazoa; Chordata; Aves; Coraciiformes; Meropidae
Product: ras GTPase-activating protein nGAP-like
Exons: 5
Source: RefSeq, a predicted model, not a curated record